GAUGGUGCAUGCUCUGGUUAGCAAUGGUGCCAACUCUAUCUGGGAACAUUCACUCUUGGAUCCAUCGCAAGUCAGGAGUGGCAAAAAGAAACCCAAUCAAAAGGAUUCUGUCCAUCCAUUCAAGUCUGACUUCAUCCGUGCCAAGUAUCAGAGGUUGGACUUUGUUCACAGACUGAAGGAUGGUGAUGAAGCUACCGUCAAGGAUCUUAGUAGACAACUCCACUCAAGCGUAAGGACGGGUAAUUUAGAGACGUGUCUAAGGUUGCUCUCUCUUGGUGGACUAGCAAACUUCUAUCAUGCUGAGAGAUGCAACACCCCACUGCAUGUUGCAGCGAAAGAGGGUCAGAUGCUACAGUGCGAGUUGCUGAUAGUCUACGGUGCAGACCCAGGGGCACUGGAUAGCGAUGGGCAGACGCCGGCUGAUCUUGCCAAGGAUGAAGGUCACUUAGAACUUGCUGAGAGACUGGUUCAAUGCCAGUAUGAACUGACGGAUAGACUCACAUUCUUUGUGUGUGGAAAGAGACCAGAUCAUUCAUCUAGCACUCAUUUUCUAAUCCCCGAGUUAGCCGAUGGUUCUCUAGAUAGAUCAGAUGCUGCAGACCAGGCCAGGAAAAAGCUUCAAAGUCUGAGCAAUCAUUUAUUUGAAGAGUUGGCCAUGGACGUCUAUGAUGAGGUAGACAGGAGAGAAUUAGAUUCAUUAUGGGUAUCCUUGAACAAACCCAGUCUAGUAGGAGGUGAUAGGUCAGUGCCCUUUCUACCACUCAACCCUGAACUAUCAGCUACAAGGAAUCAGGGGAGACAGAAACUAGCGAGGUUUAGUGCUCGAGAGUUUGCUACCCUUAUCAUUGACAUCUUGAAAGAAGCAAAGAGAAGGCAGCAAGGCAACCUCACUCUGUCAAGACAUGGAGAUCAAGUUGAGAUAGUUCGAGAGCCUCCACCGAUUCCCCCUGCCCCCGAGAAGUCGCCAACGUCUCCUACGAACAUCGCAUCCUGUAUUGAGGACAAUGAACCCCUGUACGACAGCGUCUGUUCCGACGACGACGACGGAGAUGUGGCUGAGAAUGCCAACUUGAAAAACGGAGGCAAUAUCAAUUGUAGGAACCACUCGAAUCAGAAUUCAAUGGUAAGCCACUCUUAAGAUUCAUUCGCAUGG
Lytechinus pictus (painted urchin) is the source of this 1153-nucleotide messenger RNA. RefSeq names its product ARF GTPase-activating protein GIT2-like. Gene Ontology annotation, molecular function: GTPase activator activity; small GTPase binding. Gene Ontology annotation, cellular component: synapse. Gene Ontology annotation, biological process: brain development; regulation of ARF protein signal transduction; synaptic vesicle recycling. NCBI's taxonomy places the organism in Eukaryota, Metazoa, Echinodermata, Echinoidea, Temnopleuroida, Toxopneustidae. Bases 2 to 1138 code for a protein of 378 amino acids. The transcript is spliced from 10 exons. The record is from RefSeq and is a predicted model, not a curated record.